AUGCUAGUUGGAGUGACCCUAUUUGCCACGUUCUCGGAACAACGUCUCUAUUCUAGUUUGUUUCACUUAGCUAUCAUGAAUUUUCUGAAAACGGUGCUGUUGAAAGAAUUUGAAAAAUUACAUGUGCUUUUCGAUAAAGUGCUUUAUCGGAUGGAUUAUCACGACUUUCAAGCUCAUGUUUACGACAACUUUGAGAGUGGAAUGCAUUUGUUGAAAAAACUUUGGAAAGUCAACUCAGCGAACAAUUUGAAUGCUUUCAAGAACUGGUGUGCGACACAUCCACCAAACGAUUUGACUAGAAAAAUGCUCGAUCGAAUCGCCGGUGGGACGUCCAUACUCGAGUCGUUGAUGGUGGGCACAAAUUACAAUGAAAAUAUUUUUACGAAAGUCGAAGGAUGGUUGGAAAACCUACUGCAAUCGCUGGCUAUUCUAAGCGGAUCUUGCGAAAAACUUUACUCGACCGACUCGGAGACGGCAAUUCAAGAUGAAUUUGCGGAAAUAUUACGCAAGAUUCUUUUCGAAAUGACUGAAAGUAAAACAAGGUUGUUCAGAAAAUGGCCAGAAUCGGUGAAAGAUUUAGUUGAAAAGGCAAUCGACGCAAAUCGGAACAACAAUGAUAAACUUGUACUUGAAAUCUUCAAUCAACUAAAACAAAAGUUUGUCGGUUUCUUUUAUGUGGCCGUUCGUGACAGCAGAACGGCCACUAUUGGUUGUGAUUCGAAAAAACAUUUAAAUUUCGGAGCAAUUUAUAAAGAAAAGGGCUAUAUAAUUGCGAGAAGCACUUGCCAAAAGCCACUCACAGAUCCGCCGACUCCGUUUUCCAAUUUUUCCCUUCCUCUAACAACGGAAAACAUUGUUGAGUAUUUCAUGCCGAAAUAUUGCAAUACAAGCUCAAUGAUCUAUGCAGCAGAAAGGGAAUCAUUUGGAGGAUACUCAUAUUUCAGAGAUACUUACGAUUCUUGUGCAAUUUAUGGUAGAAUAGUGAGACAAGGACAUCUUGUAAUUGAUUAUACUAUUGUGCCCGAG
Mesorhabditis belari is the source of this 1026-nucleotide messenger RNA. NCBI's taxonomy places the organism in Eukaryota, Metazoa, Nematoda, Chromadorea, Rhabditida, Rhabditidae. The record is from the annotation of a GenBank genome assembly.